Messenger RNA from Chrysoperla carnea, 771 nucleotides. RefSeq names its product 26S proteasome non-ATPase regulatory subunit 9. The transcript is spliced from 4 exons. Gene Ontology annotation, molecular function: protein binding. The record is from RefSeq and is a predicted model, not a curated record. Gene Ontology annotation, biological process: proteasome regulatory particle assembly. Lineage: Eukaryota; Metazoa; Arthropoda; Insecta; Neuroptera; Chrysopidae. The coding region runs from base 65 to 721 and encodes 218 amino acids. Gene Ontology annotation, cellular component: cytoplasm; nucleus.
ACUUAAAAUUAUUUUGAAAACAAAUUAUCCAUAAAUUAUUUUUUGAUAAUUUGUUUUAAAAAUUAUGGUUGUUCCAAGUAUGGCAACUCAUCCAGAACGUGAAAAAGUUUUAAAAUUAAUAAAUGAAAAGGAUAAAAUUGAAGCUCAAAUAAAGGAACUCAAUCUUAUUUUAACAACUAAUAAUGUUGGACUUCGUGAUCCAUUGGUCGAUGAUGAAGGUUUUCCCUUGAGUCAUGUGGAUGUUUAUCAAGUUCGCCAUGCAAGACACAAAAUUAUAUGUCUUCAAAAUGAUCACAAAGCAAUUAUGAAACAAAUUGAAAAAGGGUUGUAUGAAAUCUAUGGACAAGGUAAUGGAGAACCAAAUGCAACCGGUGGUUCGUUACAGACUAUUGGUGAAACAACAAUAAUUCCGGCAAGUACAACAACUUCGGCCCCGUUAAAUCCAAUUGCUAGAGUUAACAUGGUUCGAGAAGGAUCUCCAGCUGAUAUUGAUGGUAUUCGCGUGGAUGAUUUAAUUGUUGAAUUUGGAUCAUUGAAUAUAAAUAAUUUCGAAGAAUUGAUGGAUUUUGCAAAAGUUGCCAAACAUUCAGAAGGUAUACCAAUGCAAGUAAAAAUUAUGAGAAACAACAAACUUGUUGAAGUCAGCUUAACUCCACGUACAUGGGUAGGACGUGGACUUUUAGGAUGUAAUAUUUUACCACUGGAGAGUGUUGAACGAUAAAAUGUUUAAAUAUUCAUAAUGUAAAAAGAUUGCAAUAAAAUAAUGUUUUA